Messenger RNA from Nicotiana tabacum (common tobacco), 1872 nucleotides. RefSeq names its product high affinity nitrate transporter 2.4-like. Gene Ontology annotation, molecular function: nitrate transmembrane transporter activity. The record is from RefSeq and is a predicted model, not a curated record. Gene Ontology annotation, biological process: transmembrane transport. NCBI's taxonomy places the organism in Eukaryota, Viridiplantae, Streptophyta, Magnoliopsida, Solanales, Solanaceae.
ACUUUCCAGGAACUAAACCAAAGUAAUACACAUCAAUUUUACUUUUAACAUUUUAAUCAAUCUUUGUGCUAUCAGUUUUUUUUCCUUAAGAAAAAAAAAUGGCUGAUAUUGAGGGAGAACCAGGGAGUUCUAUGCAUGGAGUCACUGGUAGAGAGCCAGUUCUUGCUUUUUCAGCGGCUUCUCCGAUGGUGCCAACCGAUACCACGGCAAAAUUUUCAGUACCAGUUGAUACUGAACACAAAGCCAAGGUUUUUAAAUUUUAUUCAUUUUCAAAGCCUCAUGGUCUUACUUUCCAGCUCUCCUGGAUUUCUUUCUUCACUUGUUUUGUUUCAACUUUUGCUGCUGCCCCUUUAGUUCCUAUCAUUAGGGACAACCUUAAUUUAACCAAAAUGGAUGUUGGUAAUGCCGGAGUUGCUUCCGUUUCCGGAAGUAUUUUAUCUAGGCUUGUUAUGGGUGCAGUUUGUGAUAUGUUAGGGCCAAGAUAUGGCUGUGCAUUUCUGAUUAUGUUGUCAGCCCCAACUGUAUUUUGCAUGUCAUUUGUGUCGUCCGCUGGAGGAUAUGUUGCUGUCCGGUUCAUGAUUGGAUUCUCGCUAGCAACAUUUGUGUCGUGCCAAUAUUGGAUGAGUACUAUGUUUAAUAGUCAGAUUAUUGGACUUGUCAAUGGAACAGCUGCAGGAUGGGGAAAUAUGGGUGGUGGUGCGACUCAACUUAUUAUGCCAAUUCUGUAUGAUAUAAUAAGAAGAGCAGGUGCAACUCCAUUCACUGCUUGGAGAAUUGCAUUUUUCAUUCCUGGUUGGCUUCAUGUUGUAAUGGGUAUUUUGGUAUUGACUCUUGGCCAAGAUUUGCCUGAUGGGAACCGUGGUGAUUUACAGAAGAAGGGCAAUGUUUCUAAAGAUAAAUUUUCCAACAUAUUGUGGUACGCUGCAACAAACUACAGGACUUGGAUCUUUGUCCUUCUCUACGGAUACUCUAUGGGAGUUGAACUGUCUACGGACAACGUAAUUGCGGAGUACUUCUUCGACAGAUUUGAUCUAAAGCUUCACACAGCGGGAAUUAUUGCAGCGACAUUUGGUAUGGCUAAUUUAUUAGCUCGUCCAUUCGGAGGAUUUUCUUCAGAUUACGCAGCCAAAAGAUUCGGCAUGAGGGGUAGACUUUGGGUCCUUUGGAUACUACAAACACUCGGAGGAGUAUUCUGCGUCCUGUUGGGCCGUUCAAAUUCUCUGCCCAUAGCCGUCACAUUCAUGAUCCUUUUCUCUAUUGGUGCUCAAGCUGCUUGUGGUGCAACAUUCGGUAUUAUUCCCUUCAUUUCUCGCCGAUCAUUAGGUAUAAUCUCAGGAAUGACUGGAGCUGGAGGAAAUUUCGGUUCUGGAUUGACACAACUGUUGUUCUUCACGAGCUCAAAAUACUCGACAGCAACAGGGCUAACUUACAUGGGACUAAUGAUCAUAGGAUGCACUCUUCCUGUGACUUUCUGUCAUUUCCCACAAUGGGGAAGCAUGUUUUUCCCACCAACAAAAGACCCCGUUAAGGGAAGCGAGGAACAUUAUUAUGCCGCAGAGUACACCGAAGCUGAGCGGCAGAAAGGUAUGCACCAAAACAGCUUGAAGUUCGCCGAGAACUGUCGAUCAGAGCGGGGCAAGCGCGUGGCAUCGGCACCUACUCCUCCAAAUUUAACGCCUAAUCGUGUCUGAGUUUCUCUGAUUUGAUAAUUUUCUCUAAGGGGAUGGAUGAUUGUCAAUCUCUUAUUGAUGGUUCAAUGAGUCUCAAUAAGUAGAGAUUUAAAGAAUGUACCCUGAAUUUUCUUCUCUGUCUUUUUUUUUUUGUGUGGUUACAUAUCUGGAUUUGAAAUUAUAUACGAAAAAUUUUCAAGUA